GUUUGUCUUGACAUGCCCCGAACAUGCCAUUCCGAACAUUAAAAUAUGGUUGAUUAAUCGGACUGAACCUUCGUACAUUGUGGAGCAAAACAUUAUAUACUAAGUAGGGACUUCUCGGAGACUUUUUUUUCUUCGUUAUUAUUCGACGCACUCUCCUUGUGCUUUGGUCUGCGAGUCCGUCCAAAACCCGCGGCACCGCCUUUUGUUCAUACCGGUACAACUUCGUGCAAUUUGCCAGGUGGUAAAGGUAAGCUAGUCUAGAGCUAGAAAAGUCUAGAACUAGAAUACCAGCGCAUAAACUCUGCCGGCUAGGAUUGUUGCGUCUUACUUUUGUUUGACAGGGGUCUCGGAAUCUCGGAGCCACAACGUUGUGCCGGAGUCAAUGGACCCCUAAACCACCGUACCAUUCAUAUCAGCCUCCGCACAAUAUUACCCGCGGACGGAGGCAUGCGUCUCAUUAGUUGGUAAACUUCCUAGUUUUUGACAAUUCCCAAUUGUUUUUUUUUAUUCAUUUGAAACUCCGUUAGGAUCUCACAUGUAGUUUCUCAGCGGUGGCUAUUUCACCUACCUAUCAUACCGAUCGAUCGAUCUUAUCUUUUGGGCUGGUGGUGUGAGCCCCCCUCAGCAACAAACCAAGCUGGUAUUUUGAACCAACAGACGCUCAAGCGUCAUGAAUUUCACUCAAGACAUCCACAGUGCUUCCACAGCCUAUGAUACCUCACCAGGAGGGACAGACUCCUCGGACCGACCCAGGACUGGGGUUCUUAGGCGGUCUUGUGAGGCGUGUCGGGCGCUGAAAGCCCGCUGUAUCCACGUUCCAAACUCAGGAUCCAGGUGCUGCAAAAGAUGUAUGGACCAUGGCAUCGAUUGUGUGUUCGAGGAAGCCAUUGCCAGGCCAAAGAGAGCCCGUACCAGUGCUCGGACCCGAGUAAAAGAUGUCGAGGAAAAGAUAGACAGUCUCAUAGCCCUCAUCGCCGCCAGGAAAGAGCCCCAGACGCAAGUGAUGGACAAGACCGCCCCCAACUUGAAAAUGUCAAAUUUCUUGGACUCUGAAGGAAACUUUUCCUUCCCCAGCAUCGUCAACGACUCUGGUCUGAUGUUUACACCGUCUGGUUUUCCAACCACCUCACCAAUGGCGGACAUGGCUCUGACAUCCAACGUGAACGAUGUCUUCUCUAAAGGCAUCGUCACAUUUGAGGCAGCACAAGGCUACUUGCAAGCUUUCAUUGCCGAUGCUGCGCUGUUUCCUUUCGUUGUGAUUUCGCCACACAUGACGCUGGAUUUUCUAAGAAGAGAAAGGCCUUGUUUACUGCUUGCCAUCAUGGUUGUUUGCUCCCAAGGCUCUGUUCAGGAGAAGUUGAUUGUGGAGUUCAAGAAUUAUAUCGCACAGCAUGUCAUCAUUGAGGCUCGCAGGGGCGUCGACGCUGUACAGGGGUUGAUUGUUUACUGCAACUGGCACAAUAGAUGCAGCAAUCUCUCUAUCCAACAGCUAUAUCAACUUACUCAACUCGCAGUCACUCUGGCUGGGGAUUUUGGACUGCCUUCACUCGCAACCAUCAGAGAGAUGAACAGCAGCAACGCGAAAAUGUCACGGUCCAUUCGAGACCUUAACUCGCAGUAUCUUGACGAGCUAGAGAGGAUAAGGACAUACCUCGGGUGUUAUCACGUCUCGCACGGCAUGUCGAUCGGUGUCAGGAAGCCCACACAUCUCCUGCACAGCAGAAGGAUAGAGGAAGCCGCCAAGAUGAUUGCAAGCCUUGAACAGACAGCGAGCGACACUCUGAUACCGCAUCUCAUCCGCCUCCAACGUUUCGCAGAGGACGUCCAGAGGACCUUUGACUAUAACGACCCCGAUGGCCUUGAUGAGAUGGAUGGUCUCAAACUGCGAGCCACGGUCACCAUGCUCGAUCGACAACUUUCACAAGUACUCGAGGCCAUGCCACUUGAAGUGCGCCAAAACACCCACAUUCAACUCGAGGCGAAGUUCCUCCGCAUUUAUAUCUCAGAGAUUGGCCUCCAGAUACCAAUCGGCCACAUGAAAUUAGACGGGCGUUGCUGUGACUGGUGCUCUUCAGCCCAUCGCACAGAGCUCAUUAUCACAUGCAUGCGCGCCACCCAGAAGUAUCUCGACUAUUACUUUGCUCUCCCGGAUGCUGCAUUCUCACAGCUCAACGUCUUGCAGGUCGGUCGGCACAUGUACGCAACAACAAUGCUGGCCCGGGUCAUGAUGCGCGACCAGAUUGGGAAGCUCGACAUGGCUCUCCUGGGCGAACUCGCAGCCGCCCCCGCCUAUGUCCAGGCUUCGGAGCGGAAACUCGCAAGACUCAUCACCACGAUGCCGUGCGGCAAGCAAAAGCAGGACAUGAUCUGGUUAUUCUAUCGGAUAUUCAAAUUGGCAUCCGAUUGGUUUGAGGGAGCGGCGGAAACAGGCCAGUCGAACGUCAUGGAUUUUGAUACUUGCAUUGCGGGCUUCGAUAUCAACCAAAUCAUACUCAGCCCUGUGCGCAAGGGUGAAUGUGAUUCUCUAGUUCCGACACCGGCCACCAUGGAAUGUUUACACGAGCUGUCGACAACCCCAGAGGCUGUAUCUGAGCAGCCAGGGCCCGAGACAGCGGAGGUGCCGUUAUUUUCGAACCAAGAGAUGCUGUGGACGACAGAUCUCAGUGAUUUUUCUCCACCAGAUAACAAUAAUUGGUUCAGUAUCUGAUAUGCUUUGUGUUUUCUGUUCUUUCUUCGAUCAAUUUCAUUUGUUACCGGUUUGCAGUAAAUGUCUGUGUUUUAGGCCCUGAGGCAGUCCUUCUGAUCAUGUAUGAAAGUACAAUUUUGUGUUAUUCGCCAGUGCAGCGUUCAAUAAAUAACGAAACAAGUAACGU
Messenger RNA from Pyricularia oryzae 70-15, 2873 nucleotides. RefSeq lists its product as uncharacterized. The record is from RefSeq and is a predicted model, not a curated record. Bases 671 to 2707 code for a protein of 678 amino acids. Gene Ontology annotation, biological process: regulation of DNA-templated transcription. Gene Ontology annotation, cellular component: nucleus. Gene Ontology annotation, molecular function: DNA-binding transcription factor activity, RNA polymerase II-specific; zinc ion binding; transcription cis-regulatory region binding. Lineage: Eukaryota; Fungi; Ascomycota; Sordariomycetes; Magnaporthales; Pyriculariaceae. The transcript is spliced from 6 exons.